Molecule: messenger RNA, 4132 nt
Organism: Diospyros lotus (date-plum)
Lineage: Eukaryota; Viridiplantae; Streptophyta; Magnoliopsida; Ericales; Ebenaceae
Product: histone deacetylase 6
Exons: 6
Coding region: 2579-3886 (435 amino acids)
Molecular function (GO): histone deacetylase activity
Source: RefSeq, a predicted model, not a curated record
AAUUAAAAACUUGUGUGGAUUGACACAACCACUACAUAGAUAAAAAAAUAUAAAUAGAGGAAGAAGUAGAAAAAAUCUCAUCAAUAGUAUAUUUGGUCAAUUUAAAUGGGAUAAGCAAACUGAUUUCUUAUUUAUUAUUUGUUAAUAGAGUCCUAAUGAAAACUGUCCAAUUGAAGUUCAAGAGACUGGCAAAAUUUAUAUUUCUAGGAUUUUUAUAUUUCUAGGUCAAUAAAUUAAAGUUUUGUUGUUAUAGGAUAUGGUAAUCUUUGUGAAGAAUAGCAGAAUAGGUCUGAAUAGAACAAAUGAGGAAAUAAAAAAAUAAAUAUUUCAUAAAUAUUUGGUGAAAAACUACAUGCUAGGUAAGACACUGUUAAUAACAGUACAUGCAAGAAAAUAUAUGAAAUAACUGCAUGCAAGGUAAGUAGAAAUAUAUGAUAUUUGUCAAAUAUUUUUGUGUGGAAUGAGUUGCCAACAAAUAUGCCAAAUAAUCAUACUGUUUAAUUUGUACUCCUGGUGUCAUGAUGAUUCUGUAGUAGAAUUGUAUUGUUUCAUAUUUCUGCAGUCAUACUACACACAGCAAAUCAUUUUUAGAAUGUUUCUGUGAGGCUGAAUGAGAAGAUGGCUGUUUCAUGAUGUUUGUUCAUAUUUCUCAUAAUCUAGUUGUUUGUUCCCCAUGAAAAUGUUGCAUUUUCUGGCAUGUUCUUCCUGAAGCUGGUGUAGCUGCUAAUGUUGGAACCAAUACCAAUUGAACUAACUUAAACUGCAUUGAACUCACUAUCAAAAUGGCUACACUACAGUGAGUUGCAAGUUGAGUUUUGCGUCCAUAGGUUUUGAUCAUAUGGUAUUGAUAUCAUUUACUGGUACUUUGUGAAAGAUUUUGGUCUGAUCUAUACUGAAUUGAUGAUGUCUUGGAAUUAUAUGGAAAUGCAGGAUCAAAUUUUGGUUAUUUUUGCUGCUUGUUGCCUUCAAUACAUUAUCUCUUUUUGUGUUAGAAGUUGACUGUGCUAAAAGCCUCCUUUUUUGGCUGUGGGUUUUUAGUUCUCCUCCCAACUGUGCUGUAGUCUGUGCUUACCCGUCAUUUUCUUGAGAAAAUUUAUAUACAGGUUGAGAUCCUCAGACAAUUAGGAGGCAAUACUAUGAAUAAAGCUAAUAAAUUAAUAAUAAUUAUCACCUUACAGUGCAUGAAACUAAGAUUGUGAUCAUGGACGUUUGGAUUGUGAUUGAGUGAAAAUUUUGAAUUAGGGUUUGAUUGGGGAUAUAGUUGAUGUUGUUAAUGGAAUUAAAAUGCUGUCUAACGACGUUAGGACAAUAUCUAUAAUAAUGGCUAACUCGGCCUAAGAUCUAAAAGUAUAGUGGUUUAUUAUUAUUUUUUUAAAGUACAGUGUCUAAUUUGGCCCCCAGGCCAAAAUACACUAGCCAAUUGGGGAUCAUCACCUAACGUCAUCUAUUAUAAUGGCUAACAUGGUUUGAUUUUUGAAAAUACAGUGGUUUAGGGUUUAGAGAUCAGGUACAGUGACUAAUUUGGCUCCUAGGCCAAAGUGCUGUGGCUAAUUUGGCACUCUGCCCUAAGAUUAAUAUACUACCAUGCAGAAUGCAGUAUUCCUUGAUAUAUUAAUUCAUUAAUGUUGUGAUUCUUCUUCUUUCCUCAUCUUCAGAUUCUUCCCCAAAUUGCAAGCAGAGGAAAACAAAGAGAGAGAGAUAGGGAUAGAGUUUGAAAAUGAGGGUAUUUUAGUUAUUUUAAAAAAUUAAACUGAUGUUAAAAAAAGGUAAGAGGCUAGUGCAACAAGAUUUGUAAAGUCAAUAAAGGUUGCUAUUCUCAUAAUAUCAAUGCUUGCAUAUAUGCCAAAUUUAAGAAGUACUGAGCAUAUUUUUCCUUAAAUCUUUAUAUACUUGGUUGCUUACUAUUUUCCUUUAGGAUUUAUGUUAUUUUAUACCAUUGCAUAUAUCUUGAAAUUGUGAUUCAACCUAAACCAACUCAUUCCCCUUGCCCCCCCCCCCAAAAAAAAAAAAAAAAAACAAAAAAAGAAAAAGAAGUCAAAUUUAAUUAGGUUUGAUUAGUUUGAUUUUAUUUUUAUAAUUUAAUUGAGUUAGUUUUGGGCCCUCUCAUUAUGUGUGAUCUUGGUUUAAUGGAUGAAUGUGACUUAAGGUGUUGCCACUGAUGCUUAGCAAGGCGUUAAUUUGAUCAAUCUAUUAGAUGGUCUCUGUGUGGUAAGUUGAGCUAGAGGGCAUUAUGGGGAUUGUUUUGAUCAAUCUAUUGGAUGAUCUUUGCAUAGUAAGUUGUGACAGAUGGCAUUAUGGGGAUAUGUGAACCACUUUCUAGAAACUGAUGUGAAACUGACUCGAGCUAACAUGUGGAUUAUCGCUCAAAAUUGGCCUUACCCCUUUUAUCUAGUAAAAAUAUUAUAUUUUAUUGACACAUUUGAUGAAUUUAUUAAUAUAUGAAACUACCAAAGGGGAAGGGGAGUGUGAAAACUUGGCUUAUUCGCCUUCCUGAGUUUUAACCCCUUCUCAAAUUUCUCUCUCCUCCCGAGCCAAGUCCUUCAAUUUCUAGAAGAGAGAGAGUGAGAGAGAGAGGGAGAUGGAGAGUUGGUCUAACGAUGGUGCAUCGUUGCCGUCCGGUCAUGAUGCAAAGAAACGACAAGUGACAUACUUCUAUGAGCCGUCGAUUGGUGACUACUACUACGGCCAGCACCACGCUAUGAAACCCCAUCGUAUCUGCAUGGCCCACAACCUCAUCAUCCACUACUCCCUCCAUCAUAGCAUGGAGAUCAAUUGCCCCUUCCCCGCCUCCCCUGCUGACAUCCGUCGCUUCCACUCAGAUGAUUAUGUCAACUUCCUCUCCUCUGUCUCCCCUAGCACCCUCCAUGACCAUACCUAUUACCGCCACCUAAAGCGCUUCAAUAUUGGCGAGGAUUGCCCCAUCUUCGAGGGCCUCUUCUCCUUCUGCCAGGCCUCUGUCGGUGGCUCUCUUGGCGCCGCCGUUAAGCUCAACCGCCAAGAUGCCAACAUCGCCAUCAAUUGGGCUGGAGGGCUUCAUCACGCCAAGAAGUCUGAGGCCUCCGGGUUUUGCUAUGUGAAUGACAUCGUUUUGGGGAUUCUUGAACUCCUCAAGGUUCACAGGCGCGUAUUGUAUGUUGAUAUUGAUGUUCACCAUGGAGAUGGUGUGGAGGAGGCAUUUUACACCACUGACAGAGUGAUGACUGUGUCUUUCCAUAAAUUUGGGGAUUUCUUUCCUGGAACUGGGCAUAUUAAAGACAUUGGAUUUGGGAAUGGUAAGUACUAUGCCCUAAAUGUCCCCUUGAAUGAUGGAAUGGACGAUGACAGCUUUCGUGGUCUAUUUCGGCCCAUCCUCCGAAAAGUUAUGGAGGUAUACCAGCCAGAUGCAGUUGUUCUCCAAUGUGGAGCAGAUUCAUUGGCUGGUGACAGACUGGGGGGCUUCAACUUGUCUGUGAGAGGCCAUGCAGAUUGCCUUCGUUAUCUUAGAUCAUUCAAUGUUCCUCUGAUGGUAUUGGGUGGGGGAGGCUAUACCAUUAGGAAUGUUGCCCGCUGCUGGUGCUAUGAGACUGCUGUAGCCGUUGGGGUGGAACCUGAUAAUAAAUUGCCUUACAAUGAAUAUUAUGAAUACUUUGGUCCAGACUAUACUCUUCACAUUGAACCAAGCAAUGUGGAGAACCUGAACUCAGCCCGGGAUUUGGAAAAAAUACGGAACAUGUUACUUGAGCAACUGUCCAGAUUGCCACAUGCACCAAGUGUACCAUUUCAAACCACACCUCAAAUUACAGAAGUUCCAGAAGAGGCUGAAGAAGAUAUGGAUAAAAAACCAAAACCUCGUAUAUGGAAUGGCGAGGAUUGCGAGUCUGAUGCUGAUGAAGAGGAGAGACCUUGACAUUGAAAUUAUCAUGCUCGUACUGACGAAAUGAGCGGAACGAGUUCAAGAAUGCAAUGGCUGUGAGGAAACAAACAGUAUGGAAGUUUCUUAUGGAGGAAGCCCAGGCCAAGGCGCCACGUGUCGUGGCUUCAAUUAUAUUAUAUCUUUGUCAUAUUAACUCUUAAUAUGUCAUAUUCUAAAAGCAAUUGUUGUUAAAAGUGUUAUUUACCUAAUAUUUCAUAUAUUUAUGUGACAUUUCUUUUU